Ricinus communis (castor bean) is the source of this 1400-nucleotide messenger RNA. RefSeq names its product mitochondrial dicarboxylate/tricarboxylate transporter DTC. Bases 118 to 1020 code for a protein of 300 amino acids. Lineage: Eukaryota; Viridiplantae; Streptophyta; Magnoliopsida; Malpighiales; Euphorbiaceae. The record is from RefSeq and is a predicted model, not a curated record. Gene Ontology annotation, molecular function: oxoglutarate:malate antiporter activity. The transcript has 6 exons.
UUCUUCUUUUUCUCUCUCACAGGCUCCCACGCCUCCUUCCUCAACAUACACACAUUAACACACAGCUUCUCUCUCUCUCUCUCUCUCUCUCUUUAGAAUCUAGAACAGAAGAGAAAAAUGGGAGAUGAGAAGAAGUCCCAAGCAGCAGCUGGUGUAUGGCCUACUGUUAAACCUUUUGUUAAUGGUGGUGCCUCUGGUAUGCUUGCCACUUGUGUCAUUCAACCCAUCGAUAUGAUCAAGGUGAGGAUUCAAUUGGGUCAGGGUUCAGCUGCUCAGGUGACGAGGACUAUGCUUAAAGAAGAGGGUUUUGGUGCCUUCUACAAGGGGCUAUCUGCUGGACUACUCAGGCAAGCCACAUAUACAACUGCCCGACUUGGAUCAUUCAAGAUUUUGACCAACAAAGCUAUUGAAGCCAAUGAUGGGAAGCCUCUACCUUUAUAUCAGAAGGCUUUGUGUGGGCUAACUGCUGGUGCUAUUGGAGCAACUGUUGGCAGUCCAGCAGAUUUAGCACUUAUCCGUAUGCAGGCGGAUGCCACUCUCCCUGCUGCUCAGCGCCGAAAUUACAAAAAUGCCUUCCAUGCCCUUUACCGUAUCUCCUCAGACGAAGGAGUUUUGGCUCUGUGGAAGGGUGCAGGCCCAACUGUAGUGAGAGCCAUGGCAUUGAACAUGGGAAUGCUUGCUUCUUAUGAUCAAACUGUUGAGUUUUUCAGGGAUUCUGUUGGUUUGAGUGAAGCUGCUACUGUGAUUGGUGCAAGUGCUGUAUCAGGGUUCUUUGCUUCAGCUUGCAGUCUUCCCUUUGAUUAUGUUAAAACUCAAAUUCAGAAAAUGCAACCUGAUGCUCAAGGAAAAUAUCCUUACACUGGCUCUUUAGACUGUGCCAUGAAGACUCUUAAGUCAGGAGGACCAUUCAAAUUCUACACAGGAUUCCCUGUCUAUUGUGUUAGAAUCGCUCCACAUGUCAUGAUGACCUGGAUAUUCCUGAACCAGAUCCAAAAGUUUGAGAAAACCGUGGGGUUGUAGUUUUCAGCAGAGACAGAGAUUUUCAGUUGACUUGAGCUAUUAAUAAUUAUAUUUUGCCCAUGUAGUUUCUGGCUGGUUUGGUGGUUCACACCAUAAGUGCAACCGAUUGUUUUAAAAAAUUUACAGUGCAAUUGAGGUAGGCUUUUUAGAUUUAUUCAACUUGAACUUGAACUUGAACCUGAACUUGAACUUGUUAUAUUAGCUCAUUGACAGAUUUUGGACGCCAUGAAAUCCCCUCUCAAAUUCAAGAUAAUUUUCCAUUUGGAAGUCCUUCAGAAGAGAAAAUUACAGGAAAAAUAAAUUUUGUACUUGAUUAUAAACAGGUAUUUUUGCAUUAGUUUUUGUUGUUCCUGAAAUGAAAGUUGACAGGGUUUAAAGCA